AUGAAGGGCCCCAUGUCGCCGCUCUCGUUGCGCGCGACGGAGUUGGAGGACCGGCCGCCGGAGUGGAUGGCGCUCAUCGCGCCGUCAUCCUCGGCGGGCCCUGCGCCGCCUCUCCCGUCGGCGUCCAGCAGCAAUGGCGGAGCAGGGGGAGGCUUAAAGCCCCGCCGCGUGCGAGUGCUGCCAGUGUCGCACCCCUCGCACGCUGACAUAUACGACACCGGUUCCCCUGGCGGGACCGGGGGGUUUAUUGGUUCCAACUGCUGGGCGGCGUUUUGGCGCGUAGUGCACUACCUCUUCCCGUGUACCAAGUGGAUGGCGGCUUAUAGCCUGCGAGAAGACCUCGUGGCGGACCUUAUUGCGGGGAUAAGCGUGGGCGUGAUGCUUGUGCCACAGUCAAUGUCAUAUGCUAAGCUUGCGGGCCUGCCUCCGAUAUACGGCCUAUACUCGGCGUUCGUGCCCAUUCUGAGCUACGUGGUGUUCGGUUCAUCCCGCCAGCUGGCAGUGGGCCCCGUGGCAAUCGUAUCCAUCCUCACAUUCGACGGGCUCAGGAAGGUUGUAGCGGAGAAGCUCCGCGACUCGGCUGUAGCAGCAGGCCUGGCUGUAACAGCAGGCGGGUUGCCCCCCACGGGAGGGAUAGAGCUCCCUGGUGGGACAGGAUUGGGUGGGUUUCAGCCCGCUAGGUCUCUGCUGGGUUUUCAAACAUCUGUUGGCAGCAGUAGUAGCGGCACUGGUGGUGGUAGCAGUAUCAGCAGCAGCAGUGCUCUGUUUCCGUUCCCUGUGAGCACGGCUGCAAGGCAGCUGAGUAGCAUGGGGUGGGGGAUCACCGCAGCAGAAUUGACAGGUGGAGGAGGAGCAGGAGGAGGACUGGGGAUGGGAGGAGGAGGAAAUCUAGGAGGAGGGGCAGUAGGGGCGGGGGAUGUGAGCAUGGAGGAGCUGGCAGUGCUGCUGGCGCUGAUGGUGGGACUAUUGGAAGUGCUCAUGGGCCUGCUCAGAAUGGGGUGGCUCGUGCGUUUCCUCUCGCACAGCGUUGUCUCUGGUUUCACCUCGGGCGCGGCUCUCCUGGUGUGCGUGUCAGUGGCAAAGGACAUUCUCGGGUUCUCCAUGCCGGGCCAGACCACGUUUGUGGCAGCACUGUCGCACAUAAUCAAGCAGAUAAUGGCGGGGAGGGCGCACUGGGAGCCCAUGGCGCUGGGAGGGGGCGCGCUGCUUCUCCUCCUCCUCAUGAAGGAGGCGGGCAAGAGCUGGAAGUCGCUGCAGGCGCUGCGAUGCGCAGGGCCCUUCACCAGCAUUGUGCUUGGAGCCAUGGUCGUCAAGUUCUGGCGGCCCCCCCAUGUGCCUGUGGUGGGCGAAAUCCCCCAGGGUCUCCCAUCCCUCUCCACGGCCUUCCCCUGGGAGUAUUUCCCCAAGCUGCUGCCAACAGCACUCGUGAUAACAGGCGUCGCCAUCCUGGAGUCGUGUGGAAUAGCCAAGGCGCUCGCAGCACGCAACGGCUACGCCAUCGAUGCCAACCAGGAGCUCUUUGGGCUCGGCAUGGCCAACGUGCUCGGGUCAUUCUUCUCCUCCUUCCCCACCACCGCCCUUCCCCGUGACUCCCCUCAAAGGUCGUUUUGGCCCGGCAUGGCCAACGUGCUCGGGUCAUUCUUCUCCUCCUUCCCCACCACCGGCUCCUUCUCUCGAUCAGCGGUGAACAAUGAAGUCGGCGCGCGCACAGCUCUCAGUGGGCUCAUCAUGGCGCUCAUGGUCGUGGCCACGCUGCUCUUCCUCACGCCGGCCUUCAGAGACGUGCCACAGUGUGUGCUGGCAGCGGUGGUGGUGAACGCGGUGCACGGCCUGGUGGACCUUCAAGAGCCGCUGUUCCUGUGGCGGGUGGAGAAGAAGGACCUCGUCUUGUGGCUCUGUGCCUUCCUGGGCACGCUGCUGCUGGGGCUUGAAACUGGCGUGCUCAUCUCGGUGGCUCUCUCCCUCGUCUUUGUCAUCCACGAGUCGGCCAAUCCGCACAUGGCUGUCCUGGGUCGCCUCCCAGGCACCACGGUCUAUCGCAACGUGAAGCAAUAUCGCGACGCAUACACGUACAGAGGCGUGGUGAUUCUGCGCAUCGACUCGCCCAUCUACUUCGCCAAUGUGGACUACAUCAAAGAGAGGCUACGCAAGUACGAGCUGCAGAGGGUGGCGUGGUGGAAGGAUGGCAGCAGCGGCAGCAGCGGGGGCAGGCUGGCUGGCACCAACGGGGGGGCCAACGGAAUGGCGGUCAUGGACCUGCGCUUUCUCAUACUCGAGAUGUCCCCUGUUACUUAUAUCGACUCCACGGCCGUGCACGCUCUGAAGGAGCUCUAUAACGAGUACAAGGCACGGGACAUCCAGCUGUGCUUCUCCAACCCCUCGCCCAAAGUCAUGCUCACCAUGGCCCGAGCCGGCUUCCCUGAUUUGAUCGGCCGCCAGUGGUACUUCGUUCGGAUCCACGAUGCAGUUCAGGUGUGCCUCGCGUUACUAGAGGACACAGAAAUCACCAUCGAAACGCCUUCACGAUACCAGCGAGCCGACUCCACUGCAGUAUCCCAGCAGGUGUCUCCCACACCAGGCCUCACCCUCUCCCCGCACCUGUCCGCCAGCUUCGUGAAUCUCGCCCAGGCAGCCCAACGAGCCAGUAGCUCAAACUCGGAAGGCGGCUUGAGUACGGUCGGGGAGGAUAUCCAGUCUAUGUCGGGAGAAUCGGAGGAGAGUAUGGGUGCGAGACGUAGGAAGAAGCAGAGUGUGGCGACGGCUGCUGCAGAUGCAGCAGAUGCGGAAGACGAUGCUGCGUUCUUUGAAGGGAGGAUGAGCAGCGGGACAACUGUGGGGGACCUUGCAAGUAGUUUGUCUCCCUUCUUGGAGACUGAAGGGACGUUCCAAGGGCUUGAUUGA
Molecule: messenger RNA, 2901 nt
Organism: Closterium sp. Naga37s-1
Lineage: Eukaryota; Viridiplantae; Streptophyta; Zygnematophyceae; Desmidiales; Closteriaceae
Source: the annotation of a GenBank genome assembly